Molecule: messenger RNA, 1625 nt
Organism: Ictidomys tridecemlineatus (thirteen-lined ground squirrel)
Lineage: Eukaryota; Metazoa; Chordata; Mammalia; Rodentia; Sciuridae
Gene: Smyd2
Product: SET and MYND domain containing 2
Cellular component (GO): nucleus
Molecular function (GO): histone methyltransferase activity; protein binding; protein-lysine N-methyltransferase activity
Source: RefSeq, a predicted model, not a curated record
GGGCCACGGCGGCCUGGAGCGGUUCUGCAGCCCGGGUAAGGGCAGGGGGCUGCGGGCCCUGCAGCCCUUCCAGGUGGGGGACUUGCUCUUCUCCUGCCCGGCUUACGCCUACGUGCUCACGGUCAAUGAGCGGGGCAACCACUGCGAGUACUGCUUCGCCAGGAAAGAAGGAUUGUCGAAAUGUGGAAGAUGCAAGCAGGCAUUUUACUGCAAUGUGGAGUGUCAGAAAGAAGAUUGGCCGAUGCACAAGCUGGAAUGUUCUCCCAUGGUUGUUUUUGGGGAAAACUGGAGUCCUUCAGAGACUGUGAGGCUAACAGCAAGGAUUCUGGCCAAACAGAAAAUCCACCCAGAGAGAACACCUUCAGAGAAACUGUUAGCUGUGAAGGAGUUUGAAUCACAUCUGGAUAAGCUGGACAAUGAGAAGAAGGAUUUGAUUCAGAGUGACAUUGCUGCUCUCCAUCAGUUCUACUCCAAGCACCUCGAGUUCCCCGACCACAGCAGCCUCGUAGUACUCUUUGCACAGGUUAACUGUAAUGGCUUCACAAUUGAAGAUGAAGAGCUUUCUCAUUUGGGAUCUGCGAUAUUUCCUGAUGUUGCGUUGAUGAAUCAUAGCUGUUGCCCCAAUGUCAUUGUGACCUACAAGGGGACCCUGGCGGAAGUAAGAGCUGUACAGGAAAUCAGUCCUGGAGAAGAGGUAUUUACCAGCUAUAUCGACCUCCUGUACCCAACAGAAGACAGAAAUGAUCGGCUGAGAGAUUCUUACUUUUUUACCUGUGAGUGCCAGGAGUGCACCACGAAAGACAAGGAUACAGCCAAGGUGGAAAUCCGCAAGCUCAGCGACCCCCCAAAAGCAGAAGCCAUCCGUGACAUGGUCAGAUACGCGCGCAACGUCAUUGAGGAAUUCCGGAGGGCCAAGCACUACAAAUCCCCUAGUGAGCUGCUGGAGAUCUGCGAGCUCAGCCAGGAGAAGAUGAGCUCAGUUUUUGAGGAUAGUAAUGUAUAUAUGUUGCACAUGAUGUACCAGGCCAUGGGGGUCUGCUUGUACAUGCAGGACUGGGAAGGAGCCCUGAGAUACGGUCAGAAGAUCAUUAAGCCCUACAGUAAGCACUAUCCCUUGUACUCCCUCAACGUGGCCUCCAUGUGGUUGAAGCUGGGAAGACUGUACAUGGGCCUGGAAAACAAAGCUGCCGGAGAGAAAGCCCUGAAGAAGGCCAUUGCAAUCAUGGAAGUAGCUCAUGGCAAAGAUCAUCCAUAUAUUUCUGAGAUAAAACAAGAAAUUGAAAGCCACUGAAAUUGCAUCAUUUCAGUUUUCAUUUAGAAACCUUAAAGGAUUUGAGUAUUUCAGAUCUUAUGCACCACUCCAGCAUUUCUAUCAACUAAUUGGAAUGAGAACACUUCUUGCACUUCAACCUUGCACAUGCCAUACUUUGAGGGUGUUCUUGAUAGUUCACCAUAAUAUUAAUUUUGAAUGCUUUCUUUUUUCUAAGAGGUAAUGGCAUGGUUUCAUAUAAUAUAUACUGUGGACACACCGAGUUUUUAAAAAUGCAUUUAUUUUUCCCUUCAUGCCUAUUGUAACAUCCUGAACAAAUUUGACUCAUGUAAGAGAAUAAAGAUAGAGUACUCGA